AAACAUAUUUUUAGUUGAGGAGCAAGGACAGGCGGAAGUCGGGUGCACGCUGUUCACCGCAAAAGACGAACGUCAGCUGUUAAAAUCCUAAUUGUUGUUUGUUUUGGAUGAGCGGGGAGCGAGGACCCUCACCUCAAUCACGUGACGGCGAAGGUGCGUGGAGGUGGGCGUGUCCUCGCGAGACUGCCUGGCGCUCACCUGGGUCGCCGUGAACAGUCCGAGUGGUCGAGCGCUGCUCUUUGACGCGCCGCCUGAUUUAUACUCGUAAGGUGGACGAGCUCAUGGCUUCACCUCUGAGAGCGGGGUUCCACAGGCUGGAAAUCCAGAAAACUACAUGGGAUGUUCCUGACCGAUACACCUCACUCAAGCCCGUUGGCUCUGGAGCUUAUGGGACAGUGUGCUUUGCAAUUGACCAGAAGACAAAGGAAAAGGUAGCCAUUAAAAAGCUGUACAGACCAUUCCAGUCUCUGAUCCACGCUAAACGUGCCUUUAGAGAACUCCGGCUGCUCCGUCACAUCCAGCACGACAACGUGAUCUGCCUGCUUAAUGUCUUCACCCCCGAUUUCACACUGGAGAAAUUCGAUACUUUCUAUAUGGUGAUGCCGUUUGUCGCUCAGGAUCUUGGGCACAUAAUGAAGAAGAAACAGUUAACCACCAAAGUCAUCAUUUACCUGUUCUAUCAGAUACUGCGAGGACUCAAGUAUAUCCAUUCUGCUGGGAUCAUUCAUCGGGAUCUUAAGCCUAACAACCUUGCAGUGGAUGAAAACUGUGAAUUAAAGAUCCUGGACUUCGGACUGGCGAGACACACUGAAACCGAAAUGACGGGCUAUGUUGUGACACGCUGGUACAGAGCCCCUGAAGUCAUUUUCAACUGGAUGCAUUAUACUCAAACAGUUGAUGUUUGGUCUGCUGGCUGCAUCCUGGCUGAGAUGAUAACAGGAGACGUGCUUUUCCCGGGAAGUGACAGCAUUGACCAGUUGAAGAAGAUCCUCAGCAUGACCGGCACACCAAGCUCAACGCUUGUUCAGAAAAUGCAAAGCAAAGAUGCACAAUCAUAUGUCCGCUCACUUCCAGUACAAAGGAAAAAGGCCUUCAAAGAGUUAUUUUCUGAUAUGGAUCCUAAUGCCAUCGACCUGUUAGAAGGCAUGCUGGUUUUAGACCCAGAGGUCAGACUUACUGCAAAAAGCAGCCUUUCGCAUCCAUAUCUUUCUGAAUUCCAUGAUCCUGAAAACGAGCCUGUGUCUCCCGCAUACGAUGAUUCCUUUGAGAGUCUGGAUCUGGCUGUCAGCGAAUGGAAGAGUCUUAUCCACAUGGAGAUCAUGACAUUCGACCCAGACAACCCCAGGGUGACUGCAACAUGAUACCUCAUAUUCACAUCCGGAGAACGCCACUCCAAAGAAUUCAAGACACUGAUGAGCUAUUGUUUGCUUUUGUCAAAUGCCAUUGGCUAGAUGUGUUUAAACACAGUUAUCGAACACAGUUCAAUAGAUAUUAUCCUUUUUUUGUUACUAAACAUUAACUGAAUACAUAUUGACAGCGUCUAAGUGUGUAAAACAGCUUUUACGGUGAGGAAAGAUAAAAGUGUAAAAUAAAUAAAUGAUUUUUGUGGA
Messenger RNA from Puntigrus tetrazona (Sumatra barb), 1610 nucleotides. Its product is annotated as STKc_p38 domain-containing protein. Gene Ontology annotation, biological process: protein phosphorylation; intracellular signal transduction. Gene Ontology annotation, molecular function: MAP kinase activity; ATP binding. Gene Ontology annotation, cellular component: cytoplasm; nucleus. The transcript has 12 exons. The record is from RefSeq and is a predicted model, not a curated record. NCBI's taxonomy places the organism in Eukaryota, Metazoa, Chordata, Actinopteri, Cypriniformes, Cyprinidae. Bases 282 to 1361 code for a protein of 359 amino acids.